Molecule: messenger RNA, 838 nt
Organism: Durio zibethinus
Lineage: Eukaryota; Viridiplantae; Streptophyta; Magnoliopsida; Malvales; Malvaceae
Source: RefSeq, a predicted model, not a curated record
UUCCCAUAUAAUUCCUGCUUACCUACGAAAAUUUUACAUAUUCCAAUUUGACUGUCUUUCUCUCAAAAUGGACUCGAGCAAAAUCUCAGCUCUCCUCCUCAUUUGCAUGCUUUUCAUUUCAUCAGCCACUCCAAUUCUUGGCUGUGGUUCCUGUGGCAAGGCACAGCCAAAACAUAAGAGAAAGUCCCCUGAAGGCCCCAUUACUAUCCCUCCCAUUGUUAAAACUCCAAUCAACUUGCCACCAGUUACUGUCCCUCCAAUUGUAAAACCACCGGUGACCGUCCCUCCAGUGACAGUUCCUCCAAUUGUCAAGCCACCAAUUAACCUCCCUCCUGUGACGGUUCCUCCAGUGACUGUCCCUCCAAUUGCAAAACCCCCAGUGAACAUCCCUCCAGUGACAGUUCCACCAAUCGUGAAGCCACCAAUUAACCUCCCUCCUGUGACAGUUCCUCCAGUGACUGUACCUCCAAUUGUGAAGCCACCGAUUAAACUCCCUCCAGUGGCAAUUCCUCCGGUGACAGUGCCUCCAAUUACUAAGCCACCAAGUGGAAAACCCUGCCCACCUCCACCAUUCAAGGCCACUUGCCCUGUUGACACACUAAAAUUGGGUGCUUGUGUGGAUCUCCUUGGAGGUUUGGUGCACAUUGGCCAUGGUGACACAGUUGUGAAUGCAUGCUGUCCACUUCUUUCAGGACUUGUUGAGCUCGAAGCUGCAGUCUGCUUGUGCACCACUCUCAAGCUCAAGCUUCUCAACCUUAACUUUUAUGUGCCACUUGCUCUUCAGCUCCUUGUCACUUGUGGGAAGACACCUCCUUCCAGUUAUACUUGCUCUCUCUAG